Molecule: messenger RNA, 4033 nt
Organism: Astrephomene gubernaculifera
Lineage: Eukaryota; Viridiplantae; Chlorophyta; Chlorophyceae; Chlamydomonadales; Astrephomenaceae
Source: the annotation of a GenBank genome assembly
UGCAAUUUCCUUUCGAAGCCCUUCUACUACAUAAUGCACUGCAUAUGUACUAUUUGAAGUCGCUGCCCAUGACUAUCAAUUCCUAAAGCAAACGUCUGGCAAACAUGCAAGCUUACUAAAUAGGAUGGGUUUCCGAUGGAUGUUGCCUACAUAUAACAUUUUUUGUGUGAGGCCGUAGGUCGUUGGGGUUUAGGUUGAUUGACAAGAACAUACUGGGCCAGCGCAUAAGUUUGCAAACAUGAACGCUCUACUACUGCGCAACCUGGGCGGCUUGCGCCGCAGCAGCAGCCUGCAGUCCUUCGCCGAAUACCGCCAGGCGGAGGCGCAGAACCCACAAAUGAGCAGCGUAACGUCCGAGGGCACGCUGCUGGAGUAUGAAACCCUUGAGCUGCGCAUUCAUCCUCCAAAUGUUGUUAUCGACAACGAAACUUAUGACGAUGUGACCGUCAUUACCAUCGACAGCGCCAAUCGUCCCGGCACGCUAAUCGAGGUGGUGCAAUGCCUAACGGAGCUGGGUCUCAGCAUCCGCUGUGCGCGCAUCUCAUCGGAUGGGGGCUGGUUCGUGGACGAGUUCUUCGUAACGGAGACGCCCAAGGGGAAAUUGCUGGACCAGCGCAAGAUGAACAUCAUCCGCAAGGUGCUCAGCGUGGAGACUGACGGCGCAGGCAGCUUCAAGGACAAGGAGAUGUGCACCGUGUUUGAGCUGGCGGGUCGGGACCGGCACGGGCUGCUGGCGGCGGUGCUGCAGCUGCUGGUGGUGAACGGGUGUGGACCUUCCACGACCGAGUGGCGCUGGUGCUCAGCGCCACGGAGCGGGGGGCGCCCGUCGUUGACCCGGUCAAACUUGACCGACUGGAGCAGAUCUUGUACGACAUGCUGGGUGGCGGGGACGCUGUUGUCAACAGCGAGCUGGUGCGUGGCGAGGUGCACCACGAGCGGCGGCUGCACCACCUGCUGCUGCUGGAGGAGCUCAAGGCGUGGGAGCAGCAGUACGUGGCCACCUCCAUCACACCGACCCACGGGUCAGCCACGCCAGUUCCGGGCACCGCCACGCCCACAAACAACGGAGCCGCCACGCCUACGCACGGCACCUCAUAUCCCAGCACGCAGAACGGCAUUGCCGCCGCGACCGGCACCCCAGCCUCCGCACCCGGGCUGGCAGCUGAGGGCUCCUCCGGACCGCCCGUCUUCAGCGGCUUCGCACGCUCCUCUUUCAACGCUGGGACGACCGUUUCCCUCUCCAACUCCUGCCUCCCCUCGCGCGCGCCCAGCCCCUCGCCUCACUUUGCCGCCUCGCAUGGCGGGCUGUCGCAUGAGGGCUCGGGCAACAUGGGGAACGGAAUUCCCGGCUACACGCCCGCAGGCUUCCCCCAGGCUGAUGAGGGGGGCGCCGCGUGUCCCCAGUCGGCCUCGCUGGUAGGGGGCGGCGAAGCAGGGCCCGACGGCCUGGCAGCGGCCCCCGCGGGCCCCUUUGAGCUGGGCACAGCGGGCGGCAUGGGGCGCUGCACCUCGGCUGAGGGGGCACUGGGAGGUCUGGGCGUGGGCGGGAACCUCAACAUGAUGGUGGUUUCGGAGCCGCUCAUCGAUGUGGGUUUGGAUCUGCCGGCUGCCGUACAGCUGCAGGACCACGUGGCGGCGGCCAUGGAGCGGCAGCGCUCAACGGCGCCGUCGGAUAUGGGUGUCGUACCGCCGUCGCCGCUGAUGUCGUCAGCAGCCACGGCUGACGGCAUGGUCGGCGGCGCGCAUCGCAGCACCUCCACUGGCUCAGUCGCCGGCAUGGUCGCGUCGCGUGUCGGCGACCCCCGAACGCAGCCGUCGACGAGCGGCGGCGGCGCGCCGCCGCUACCAGCAGCGACUGGCGCCGCGCGUGCCUCCAUUGGCCGUACGAUGACGGUUACCGGUGAUGAGCAUGAAACCGGGCAGCAGCCGCUGGCGCCGGCGCCGACAGCGGUGCCGCCGUCACUGGGCAAUACGGAUGCCGCUGCCGGCAGCGGCGGCGGCGCCGCAGGCUCCGCUGCAGGCACCAGCGGUGGCAGCGCUCCCACCACUCAGGACCAGUUGGCUCAGCUGCGGCGCAGCGAGGUGCGCAUCCAGCACUCUGCGCUGCUGAACUACUGGCUGGUGACCAUCCGGUGCCGCGACCGCAACAAGCUGUUCUUUGACACGGUGUGCACACUGGCCGACAUGAACUACGACAUCUACCACGCCACCAUCGACUCGGAGGGGGACGCCGCCAGCCAGCUCUUCUACGUGCGGCCCAGGUACGGCGAGUGCAUCUGGGACGAGCGCCGAGCCGCCAAGCUGCGGUACAUGUUGGAGAGCGCCGUACAGCGCCGCUUCCCCCGCGGCACCAAGGUGUGUGUGCACAGCACCGACCGGUCGGCGCUGGUGCAGCUCUUCUCGGCGCUCAGCAGCGGGGGAUUCUGGAUCACCCGCGCCGACGUGCGUACCCACCAGGACGCCGCCGUGUUCGAGUUCACCAUCACCGACACGCGGGGGCACCUGCCGGAGCAGGCGCACGUGCAGCGCAUCUGCGAGCACGUGGGCGGCGUCAUGACGCACGACGUGUACGGACCCUCGCAGGGAGUGCAGCCAGGCAGCGGCUCCCGCCUUGGUGGCGCCCCGGGUCGCGGGCCGGCUGGGGCAGCGGGCUCCGGUGUGGGCACCUUCCGCUUCAGCAUCCUGGAGCGGCGCUGGAACAAGGGCUGGCAGGGGGGCGUCCAGGGGGGCAACGCGGCGGGGUCGUACGACAGCGCCGUGUCAUCGGGAUCCAUGUAGGCGAGUGUGUACGAGAGGGUGUACGACAGUAGGGUGUGUGGAGGACAUGGUCUGGGUCGAGGUUGGGUGAUGAUGCCACGAGGAGGGUGAGAAGGGACGUGGGAGCUGGUGGCGAGAUGGCGGUUGCGUGCUUGACGUUUUGAGUAGCUUGCUGGCUGUAGGUGGAUGUAGAUGUUGCGUGGGCGGAAUGUCAGCGUCGCCUUCCUCACGCAGCACGGUAGGGGCAGAGGCGGGUGCGUUGAGGUGGUAAGGGGGAGGCCGUAGAUGGGAAGGCCAUGAAGUAAGGCCGUUCUUGCUGCACAGCAGGCACAGCAAGCCAGCCGGAUGCUGACAGGAUGCAUCAUCAGCCGCUGUCUGCUGACCCGGGUGGAGGAGCGGUUGUUGCUGUGGUUGUAUUCUUAUGCGCGCUUGCUUAUUGUGGCCAAGAGGAAUGCCCCUCCCCAAGGUUUGGAAAGGGAGAUGGCGGCCCAUGUCCUGCUGAUCGUUUCCUGUUGGCCCUUAGCUGUACUUGGCAGCUUACAGGGAGCGGGACUGGGAAUUACUGGGCUUGGGUAGCAAACUACGCAAAGAGUAGUAGUAGUGAUAGCGUACGUUACGGCGUGGCGUUGACGUUGGCAGUUAGUUCAGCUCUGUGAGAGUUGGAGGGGAAGCUCAAGUACGAUGCAGGGGGGGACGUAUGGGUACUUGACGGCUAUGUAGAGGACUGCAAGAGAAGACGAGAUCGCGGUCAUUUGAUGGACCAUCCCGGCAAGGGAACUGAAUUUCGGUAUAGUGUGUGAAACAGCGGUAUGUACCAUACCGUACUGUGUGUGGCAAAUGGGAUGAGUGCGUACAUGGUUAGCAAGCAUUUGCUGCUGCUGCGGGGUGUUGUACGGCUACCGUAUUCGGCAAGCCGGAACCCGCUUUGAGAGGAGAGUACGUGAGUAAGAAGAGGGGUAGGAGGCUGCAGAUGGUCAGGCACACAAAUUCGUUGUGCGAUGGAGGAUCGGAGGGACCGGAUUACAGGUGGUCGGAAUGUAUUCGUUAGGCCGACUGUGUAUACGUGUGUUCUUCCAACUACAGGACGUAAAAGCGAGCGGUUGGGUCCAACAUGUGUGUUUUAUUUGCGAGGUGUCCGUUUCGCCUUGUGUCAAUGCUGUGCUAUAUGUUUGUCCGGAGGCUAACCCUUAUCGCUGCAUGUGGGUAGAUGUGCUUUUUACCCUCAAGCGGGUGUUGCCGGUGGUGUACCACCGGCUUUGUAAGGUCCCCGCCUUGG